Messenger RNA from Phodopus roborovskii (desert hamster), 2127 nucleotides. RefSeq names its product cytochrome P450 26B1. The transcript is spliced from 6 exons. Gene Ontology annotation, molecular function: oxidoreductase activity, acting on paired donors, with incorporation or reduction of molecular oxygen; heme binding; iron ion binding. The record is from RefSeq and is a predicted model, not a curated record. Bases 477 to 2015 code for a protein of 512 amino acids. Lineage: Eukaryota; Metazoa; Chordata; Mammalia; Rodentia; Cricetidae. Gene Ontology annotation, biological process: sterol metabolic process.
UUCGGAGGAAUAGUUUUGAUAAAUUGAUCGCAAUUUCCGCUAACUCUCGGUUCUCCUUAUUUUUUUGCCCACCUCGCUUUGAGCUUGGAAGGGGCUUCCGAGAGGCUCCUGGUGGAUAAAGUUUUCCAAAGUUUUUCUAGUGUGAUGGUUGAGGGGAGGGCAAGCUCGCUAGCUUGACUGAGCUCCACCUCACCUCCCCAGAGCAGCCCUAAGCCCGCGUAAAGGGACAAACAAACAAACAAACAAAGUUACACCUAGAGUCGCCUCGUGUCUUCUCUCUUCUUCCAGGAAAUCUUUUUCCUCCCUCUCUUCGGCCACCUCGCAGACUCCAGACCCCUUCUCUUGGCCCCAUCUCCUGGGUUUCGCCUAGGGGUGCCAGGACCCCCGGCUGCAGCCUCCCCUCCCCCGUCACUCUGGUCCGGCCCUCCCCUCCCCCUUCGCGGCCCGCACAGCCAAUCCCCCGAGCGGCCGCCAACAUGCUCUUUGAGGGCUUGGAGCUGGUGUCGGCGCUGGCCACCCUCGCCGCGUGCCUGGUGUCCGUGACGCUGCUGUUGGCGGUGUCGCAGCAGCUGUGGCAGCUACGCUGGGCUGCUACCCGCGACAAGAGCUGCAAGCUGCCCAUCCCCAAGGGCUCUAUGGGAUUCCCGCUCAUCGGAGAGACCGGACACUGGUUGCUACAGGGUUCUGGCUUCCAGUCUUCGCGCCGGGAGAAGUACGGCAAUGUUUUCAAGACACACUUGCUGGGGCGGCCGCUAAUUCGUGUGACUGGCGCAGAGAACGUGCGCAAGAUUCUCCUGGGAGAACACCAGCUUGUGAGCACCGAAUGGCCGCGGAGCGCACGCGUGCUGCUGGGCCCCAACACGGUGGCUAAUUCCAUUGGCGACAUCCACCGCAACAAGCGCAAGGUCUUCUCCAAGAUCUUCAGCCAUGAGGCACUAGAGAGCUACCUGCCCAAGAUCCAGCUGGUGAUCCAGGACACACUCCGGGCCUGGAGCAGCCAGCCGGAGGCCAUCAAUGUAUAUCAAGAGGCCCAGCGACUUACCUUCCGAAUGGCUGUGCGUGUGCUCCUGGGCUUCAGCAUCCCCGAGGAGGACCUGGGUCACCUCUUUGAGGUGUACCAGCAGUUUGUGGACAAUGUCUUCUCUCUUCCUGUGGACCUUCCCUUCAGUGGCUACCGAAGGGGCAUCCAAGCUCGGCAGAUCCUUCAGAAGGGCCUCGAGAAGGCUAUCCGUGAGAAGCUGCAGUGUACCCAAGGCAAGGACUACUCAGAUGCCCUGGACAUUCUCAUUGAGAGCAGCAAGGAACAUGGCAAGGAGAUGACCAUGCAGGAGCUAAAGGAUGGUACCUUGGAGCUGAUCUUUGCAGCCUAUGCCACCACAGCCAGUGCCAGCACAUCCUUGAUCAUGCAGCUGCUGAAACACCCCGCCGUGCUGGAGAAGCUGAGGGAGGAACUUCGGGCUCAGGGCCUGCUGCAUGGUGGUGGCUGUCCCUGUGAGGGCACCUUGCGCCUGGACACACUUAGCGGCCUACACUACCUGGACUGCGUUAUCAAGGAGGUCAUGAGGCUGUUCACGCCCAUCUCCGGUGGCUACCGUACUGUGCUGCAGACCUUCGAACUGGAUGGUUUCCAGAUCCCUAAAGGCUGGAGUGUCAUGUAUAGCAUCCGAGACACCCACGACACAGCACCCGUCUUCAAGGAUGUGAACGUGUUUGACCCUGACCGCUUCAGCCAGGCACGAAGCGAAGACAAGGAUGGCCGCUUCCAUUACCUCCCGUUUGGCGGUGGUGUGCGGACCUGCCUGGGCAAGCACCUGGCCAAGCUGUUCCUGAAGGUGCUUGCCGUGGAGCUGGCCAGCACCAGCCGCUUCGAGCUGGCCACCCGGACCUUCCCUGGCAUCACUCUAGUCCCUGUCCUGCACCCUGUGGAUGGCCUCAGUGUCAAGUUCUUUGGUCUGGACUCCAAUCAGAAUGAGAUUCUGCCUGAGACAGAGGCCAUGCUGAGUGCGACAGUGUAGCCUCACUCUGGUCUCAGCCCAGCCCAGCCGAGGGGUGGGGGACAGAGACAGAGACCUGUGGGGUGGGGAGGGGCUGGAUGGGAGGCCAGCAGCCCCCCCCAUGCUGUCCUUC